AUGGCCGGCCCCGCGCCCGGGCUGCGGCUACGGCCGCUGGCAGCGCUGGCCCUGGCCUUGGCCCUGGUCCUGGCGCUGGCCCCGGGGCUGCCCGCAGCCGGGGCCGGGCGGACGCCGCGCCCCGCCGAGCGCGGGCCGCCGGUGCGGCUCUUCACGGAGGAGGAGCUGGCGCGCUACCGCGGGGAGGAGGAAGAUCAGCCCAUCUACUUGGCAGUGAAGGGCGUGGUGUUUGAUGUCACUUCCGGAAAGGAGUUUUAUGGACGAGGAGCCCCCUACAACGCCUUGACCGGAAAGGACUCCACCCGAGGGGUGGCCAAGAUGUCCCUGGACCCUGCAGACCUCACUCAUGACACUACGGGACUCACGGCCAAGGAGCUAGAGUCGCUGGAUGACGUCUUCACCAAAGUGUACAAGGCCAAGUACCCCAUCGUGGGCUACACGGCCCGCAGGAUUCUCAAUGAGGACGGCAGCCCCAACCUGGACUUCAAGCCCGAAGACCAGCCCCACUUUGACAUCAAGGACGAGUUCUGACGUUCCGGUCCGGAGCCAGGGAACCCUCCCUGGGCCACCCAGAUGCCAAUGAACCCAACCUUUGCCAGCCUUGGUGGUAACAGCCCAAGCAGGAUGCUCCCUAAAUGCCAGCGCUGGCCAGCGGUGGAAUCACAAGUGACCUUCAUUUCUCCUUUAUACUUUUCCGUAUGGGCCACAUUUUCUGCCGUGACCGUGUUUGCUUUAUAAUAAGAACAAAAAUAAAUGUGCUAUUCUUACA
Molecule: messenger RNA, 769 nt
Organism: Lepus europaeus (European hare)
Lineage: Eukaryota; Metazoa; Chordata; Mammalia; Lagomorpha; Leporidae
Gene: NENF
Product: neudesin neurotrophic factor
Exons: 4
Coding region: 1-531 (176 amino acids)
Cellular component (GO): endomembrane system; membrane
Source: RefSeq, a predicted model, not a curated record